GUCUAUGGUUUGUUCCCUGCUGCCUACCGACAUGGAUACCCUGCCCAAGUAGAAGAGCAUUCAGAUCACUGUGUUCAGCCCCAGUCCACAUCAUCUCUGCUACGAGGGAAGCCACAGCAUUCCUUUCAGCCUGACAUCUUUAACAUCUUCCGGAACUUGGGACUGAAAAUCUUCUCAAACCUUGUAAUCAAGAAGCCAUCUCAGUGCUUUCGUCGGGCAGAUAGGAAGCCGACCAUGGGGGGACCUUCUACAGAAGACCAAAGAAUCACGAAAGAAAAACCCCAGUUUACAACCCAGGGAAGACUUCUCCGCUAUUUCCCUGAAACUUGGAUCUGGAAUCUGUACUCUGUUGGGUCCAACAGCAGCAGGACCGUUCCAGUCACAGCGCCGGCUGCUGCGGCAGAGUGGAAAGUCAAGAUGUUCUGCUUGGCUGGGAAGGGAUUUGGCCUUGCCCCGACCACGAGUCUCAGAACAGUCCAGCCCUUCUUUGUGGAUGUGAUGCUGCCAUAUUCUGUCAUCCGAGGAGAGACUUUUGUGCUGGAAGCUACCGUCUUCAGCUACCUGCAGCAGUGCCUACAGAUCCACGUGGCCCUGGCUAAAUCCUCAGACUUCCAGGUGGAGCCAUGCCGGACCUGCAGGGACAAGGAGUGUCUGUGUGCAGAGGAGUCCAAGACCUUCACGUGGAAUGUGACAGCAGUCCAGCUGGGGACUCUGAAUAUCACAGUGAGGACAGAAGUACUGGACACCACACCACGGUGCGGGGGCAGGAAGCCCUUGCCAGCUACCAUGAGGCGGAGGCAUACACUGGUCAAACACUUGCUGGUCCGGCCAGAAGGUGUGUUAGUGGAGAAGUCUUACAGCUCCCUUCUGUGCCCAAGAGGAGGAAACAUGGCUGAAGAACCUGUGUCUCUUCGCCUCCCUGACAAUGUAGUAAAGGGAUCUGCCAGGGCUUCCAUUUCCAUCUCAGGUGACCUCAUGGGGAUGGCACUGCAGAACCUGGACCAUCUGGUGCAGAUGCCCCAUGGCUGUGGGGAGCAGAACAUGGUGCUCUUUGCCCCCAUUGUCUAUGUGCUGCAGUACCUGGAGAAGACGAGGCAGCUGACCCCUGAGAUCAAGGAGAGGGCAACAGGAUUCCUGCGCAAUGGGUACCAGACACAGCUUCUUUAUAGGCACAGAGAUGGGUCCUACAGUGUCUUUGGGCAGCAGGAUGGGGAAGGGAACACGUGGCUGACAGCUUUUGUAGUCAAGAGUUUCGGCCAAGCCAGAAAAUACAUCUAUGUAGAUGACAAGAACAUCCAGGAUGCCCUACGCUGGCUAGAGCAAAACCAGCUUCCCAGAGGCUGUUUUACCACUAAAGGGAGUCUUUUUCACUCCUCCCUAAAGGGCGGCGUGGAUGAUGAAAUCUCCCUGGGAGCGUACGUUGCCGCAGCACUGCUGGAGCUGGGUCAGCCGCUGAAGGGCAAGCUGAUGCAGACUACCCUCCGCUGCCUGCAGCAGGCAGUUCACAACAUCACCAACAUCUACACGGAAGCCGUGCUGGCCUAUGCCUUUGCCCUGGCUGGAGACUAUGAGACAACCCAAGAGCUGCUGUACAAGCUGGAGGAACAGGCCAUCAAAUCAGGAGGACAAAUCCACUGGAGCCCCAAGCCAAGCUCUCCAGCUUCCACAGACUUCUGGCCUGGUACUCAGUCAGUGGACAUAGAGUUGACAGCCUAUGUGCUCCUGGCCUACCUCUCUAAGCCACGGGUGCAUGCGGGUGACAUGACAAUUGCCGCUGGUAUCGUGGCAUGGCUGACCCGGCAGCAAAACGCCUAUGGGGGCUUUGCCUCCACCCAGGACACAGUGGUUGCCUUGCAAGCCUUAGCAAAAUACGCAGCAAGGACGUUCAGCACAUCAGGCCAGGCACUUGUGAGGGUGAAGUCCCAGAAGGGUUUCGGGAAGGUUUUCCAAGUCAAUCACCAGAAGCGGCUGCUGGUGCAGCAGGCAGCACUGACAGAGGUCCCGGGGCAGUUCCUGGUGCAGGUCCACGGCAGCAGCUGCAUCUUCGCUCAGACAGUGCUGAGGUACCACGAGCCUCUGCCACGCGCUGCUGUAACCUUCACCCUGCGUGUCAACACAGAGCUGACCAACUGUAGCCAGGCCAACGCGCGUGUCCUCACCGUCCGCAUCCUUACCAGCUACAUCGGGAGCAGAGUCACAUCCAACAUGGUGAUCGUGGAGGUGUCCCUGCUGUCCGGAUUCAUCCUGGCUCCCCGAUCCAGGAUGUCGCUGGAGCGCAGAACCAUUGUUAAGAAAACAGAAGUGAAAGCUGAUGUGGUCUACAUUUAUCUGGAAAAGCUCAACGAUGAAUCUCAGACUUUCAUACUGCAACUGGAACGAGUAAUUCAGAUGAAGAACCUGAAACCAGCCAGCAUCAAAGUCUAUGAUUACUACCAGCCAGAGGAGCGAGCCUUGGCUGACUACAGUGCUGUCUGUAGUUGA
Molecule: messenger RNA, 2481 nt
Organism: Cariama cristata (Red-legged seriema)
Lineage: Eukaryota; Metazoa; Chordata; Aves; Cariamiformes; Cariamidae
Product: alpha-2-macroglobulin-like protein 1
Exons: 20
Cellular component (GO): extracellular region
Molecular function (GO): endopeptidase inhibitor activity
Source: RefSeq, a predicted model, not a curated record